Molecule: messenger RNA, 3074 nt
Organism: Ooceraea biroi (clonal raider ant)
Lineage: Eukaryota; Metazoa; Arthropoda; Insecta; Hymenoptera; Formicidae
Product: protein CDV3 homolog
Cellular component (GO): cytoplasm
Source: RefSeq, a predicted model, not a curated record
UUUAUGUUUCUUAGACAUUAGAUACGUCUAAGAAACAUAUAUUAGGCUACAUGUACUGCCUGGGAAUGUAAUGGUGCGAAUUAUUUAUUGCGAAGUGCAAAAGCCCGCGCGCUUUUAUUUGCAAAGAGAUGACGCUGGCAAUACAUUUCACGCGCAAUAAUAUUUGUUUCACGCUCUGGUUUUGCGUUAAUAGAAAGAGAUAAUAUCGUACGUCGUUGUCUUUCGUCAAGUCAAAUUCCGGAAAUGAUGAGCGGCACUUAACGGUACCACGUACUACGCGACGAUACUGGAAAGACAAUUAACCUCUCUGUACUCGCACGCCUCGCGCGCCGCGCGCUUCAUCGUCGAUCCCGCGCGCGUGACGGCGAUCUGCAUUUUCAGCGCGACUGCACUUUUCGCACGGGGAUCGCAAACGCGCCGUGAGGCACGGCCGAUCGUCCGUCGCGCGCGCAACGUGACACGUCGUUUCUAGGUUAAAGGUCCCCGCGUCUCCACGACGGUCUUCUGCUGGACAGGUAGCGCCACUCGCGCGACCCGCGCGAAAAGCUGACGCGCGUUUCCUCGUCGCCGAGGGUCGCGAUGUACUUGAAAAUUGCGCGAGAUUCGUCGACGCCGCCGGGCGAGUCGCCCUCGAGUGCCUCGCGCCGUUGAGAAUCGCGCUGACGUGACGCGGCAGCGUGCGGCAGACCUCUCGGUCGCUCGCUUGACUCGCGCGCUGGCGCUACCGAUUUCCGGCGGAGGCAAGCCCAUGUGGACGGCCGCGACGGGAGCUCCGAUCAGUCCGUGACCAGCGUGUUCUUCGUGCGCCCGUAAUCCCCCGUGCUGUCGCACGUCUCGCGCACGCCGUGCACUCGACCUCGCAUCUCGCCUCAUCCGGACUCUGCCGCGUCGCCAUGGCGGACUUGGACGAUUUCUUCGCGAAGAAGGACCGCAAGAAGGCCAAGGGCAAGAAAUUUACCACGACCGACGAGGUCGCCAAGAAGCUGGAGGAGACGGGCAAGCGAGUCGAGAAGCCCAAGCCCAAGGAGAAGCCAGCGAAUCCGGAGGGCGAGGAGUCCCAGCACACCGAGGAUGAGGACGAGUGGAAGGAGUUCGAGGAGGAGAAGAAGGAUUACAGUGGUCUGAAAAUCGGGCAUUUGACGGUGAACGACAGCAUGGACGCGGAGUCGGACGACGAGAGGGGCAACGGCGAGAAUAGCUCUGACGGCGAAUGCGGCGAGGGCGGCACAAAACACACGGGACCAUGGAAGAAGCCGGUGGAUGUACCGGUGGAGGUGCCCGUGGAGGUGACAGCACCACCAGCACCACCCGCUCCUACAGGGAACACCAGUUACAAAGCGCCACACUUAAGGAAUCAGCCCACGUUCUCUAGUCCGCGACCGCGAGGGCGGAAUGUCGCACCCGAUAUUAACAGCGAGGAAUACUUCCCCACAUUGAACUCGAAGCCACAGCAGAACAACGGCAUGGGGAACGCUCCAUGGGGCAGACGGCGGCGAGACGAGGGCGCAUUCGAGGAAGUACGCAACCGAGGCGGCAGUAGAGCGUACAGUGUGCAAGACUCGCAGGCCCAGGCGCCCAAGCUCUCCCUGGGCAACAAGUACGACGCCCUGUCGCAAGAUCAGAGCUGAAGACACCUAUCCCGAUCGAAUCAAACGACAUGCAAUCAAUAUCACGUCGUCACCCCUCUCCGUUUCGUGGCCCAGCCGCGCCGAGAAAAUCUAUUUUCUAGACUAGGAUCCAGCGUGUGUAUCAUAGAUGUGUAUGCGCGCACACGUGCCCCGGGCUUUUGCCGUAAGCCUCGGGGGAGGGGAAUGGUAAUUCCGGUUCUUGUCGACAAGAUUUCAAAGCAAUGGUGCGACAGAUUGAUCGCCGUGUCCGCACACGUGCGGAUCUUGCAACUGAAAUACGAAUAAUGUACCGUGCAUGUGCGCAAGCUUAUUUUCAUACCGUGUAGACACGAGGUUGGGAAAAAAAGAUCGACUUUUAUAUUUCAUUUUGUAAUAUCAGCAUAGUGCGUAGUGCGCUGCUUCCAGAGAUGCGCCGGGACGGCGGAGGGGAAACGACCGCGCGACCCGGCGCACGAAUCCUCGAAACGACGGGACGGAACGGACACGUUGAUCGAGUACACGCAGAUUGCAAGUCGAAACAGAGAGAGAAAGGGAAAGAAAAAAAAAGAGUAUCAUUUGUCAAAGUAUUUCACGUGGUAUUUCGCACUUUCUUUUGUACGGUGCUACUUUAUUAAUUUAUAGCGUGCAUAUUUACUGCCACGAUGGAUGCCUUCUCAUUGGGUGUUAUCGAUGUAAAUAGGACGGGCAGGACGUUGACCUACUCUCGUCCGAACACGAUGAGCUUGGAGAUCGGCACGGCGAUAUCGCGAUAUCGGAGUUCUCGCGCGGACUAUACGCGGCAACUAUUCGCGAGAAACGUGAUACGUGAAACAGUCUCGCGCAACGCUUCUUCUUGGGUCCUCUCUUUCACCGCUUUCGCGCGGGGGAGUGUCGCGUCGCUCAACGCGGUAACGUGCGUCAACGAACGGGAACCUCUAGGUAAAUUUAAUUAAGGUGUACAUGUAUAUUAUUAUCGAAUUUCGCGGGGCUGGGCGUUGGAACGGAACGGUGCGGUGGAUAACGAAGACGAUGACGACGAAAUUAACACGAAAAUUUGAGUGAGAGUAAGGUAAACCGAGAAGCGAAAUAGUUGAAUAUCGCGAGCGUAUCGCAGUGACGUUGUACACUAAAAUAGGAGGGAGAAAGACACGCAUACACACACACACACACACAAUACACUCGUGUUAACGCAUAAAGAAAAUCCUGUAUACGCCUUUAUUGAGCAUUGUAUAAUUUUUCUUUUGUUCAUACAAGUUUUCUUUCUUGAAACGAAGAGAACGCGGCGGAUAGAUAUCAAACCCAGAAUGAUUUCUCGGGAGACGGUUUCUCGUUGUUGGCGGGCCUCCAUCGUAUUGCUAUUCCGGGACACAAUAUGGGGAGGUUUACGCCACAUGGAAACAAUAGUAACGAUUCUUGUAUAGCGUGUGAUAAAAUGUGAUUAUUUAUAAAUAAAUUUCAUAGGAUAAC